GGCCGUAUGCGUGGGUGGGGCCGGCUCGGUGGGGCAAUCCUGCCUUCUUCACGCUCGGCUCCGGAGGGACGGCGCGACUUAAAGAAGCGCUGCCACUGGGGAGUUAAAGGCGUUUGUGCCUUUAACGUCGUACCCCGGCCUCUCCCCAGCCUAGUCCGACCUGGGCUGCCUCCGCCUCUGCCUCCUCCUCCGCCGCCUCCCUCCGGUCCCAGCGCCUCUCCUUGAGCGGUUGGUGCUGUCAGGCCGCCGCGCGUGCGCGUGCCACCUCCAUUCUCUCCCCCCCCCUCCUCCCGCCGCCGCACCUGCCGGCACGCGACGAAACCACAAGCCGCGAAGCCGGCGCCGCGCUCGUGCCUCCUUUAGCCCCGGAGCUUCUCCUCCUCCUCCUCCUCCUCCAGUAACAUCGAGACGCGAAAGGCUGCGCCCGAGCGGAGUUGCCCACGCAAGGGCAGCGGCGGAGAUAUGAAGAUCAAAGAUGCCAAAAAACCAUCUUUCCCAUGGUUUGGAAUGGACAUUGGUGGAACGCUAGUGAAACUUGCAUAUUUUGAACCUAUAGAUAUUACUGCAGAAGAAGAGCAAGAAGAGGUUGAAAGUCUAAAGAGUAUUCGCAAAUAUUUAACAUCAAAUGUGGCCUAUGGGUCCACUGGUAUUCGAGAUGUCCACCUUGAACUUAAAGACUUGAUACUCUUUGGACGAAAGGGAAAUUUGCACUUUAUCAGAUUCCCAACACAUGACUUGCCUACUUUUAUUCAAAUGGGAAGAAAUAAAAACUUUUCCACGCUACAUACGGUGCUUUGUGCCACUGGCGGUGGUGCUUAUAAAUUUGAAGAAGAUUUUCGCACAAUUGGAGACCUCCAGCUGCACAAAUUGGAUGAACUUGAUUGUCUCGUCAAAGGCUUGUUGUAUAUAGAUUCUGUCAGUUUUAAUGGCCAGGCAGAAUGCUACUAUUUUGAAAAUGCAUCAGAACCUGAAAGAUGCCAAAAGAUGCCUUUUAACCUAGAUGAUCCAUACCCUUUGCUGGUUGUAAACAUUGGCUCAGGAGUCAGUAUUUUAGCAGUUCAUUCCAAAGACAACUACAAGAGAGUGACUGGAACAAGUCUAGGUGGUGGGACCUUUCUUGGUUUGUGCAGUUUACUGACCGGAUGUGAAAGUUUUGAAGAAGCUCUAGAAAUGGCAUCCAAAGGCAACAGCACACAAGCAGAUAAGCUAGUCCGGGAUAUUUAUGGGGGAGACUAUGAACGGUUUGGCUUACCAGGAUGGGCAGUGGCAUCUAGCUUUGGGAACAUGAUCUACAAAGAGAAACGGGAAUCUGUCAGCAAAGAAGACCUGGCUAGAGCAACUUUGGUUACUAUCACCAAUAACAUUGGAUCUAUAGCACGAAUGUGUGCUGUAAAUGAGAAAAUAAACCGAGUUGUCUUUGUUGGUAACUUUCUACGUGUGAAUACUUUAUCAAUGAAGCUUUUGGCUUAUGCACUGGAUUACUGGUCCAAAGGCCAGUUGAAAGCUUUGUUCCUUGAACAUGAGGGGUACUUUGGAGCAGUUGGUGCCCUUCUUGGAUUGCCAAAUUUCAGCUGAAGCUCAAAGCACCACAAUACUGAAUGGUUCUCUACCUUUCUGGCAUUAUUACAUAUUGUUUUUAUAUCAACUGGAAGAGCAGAAGGGCUGCAAUCUUUCUAUAAAUGUCUUUCACUGGAGGAUAAAACUAUCUCAUUGUUGACAUCUGGGUGCUCCUAUAAAGAAGCACAUAGUAGGGGAGUUGAUACGGCAUUCUCUAAUCCAUUUCAUCAACAUUCUCCAGCUUGGUGCCCCUUCUAAUUUGUCAGCUGGUAUAGUGGUUAAUUAUGCUGGUUGCAAUACACAAAUAAGGGGCAUCCAGCUGGGAAAUGCCAUAAUAGACAUUUAAUAUUCAGCAUGUGUCUUAAACUCAAAGGCAUAAUCUUAACUGUCUAGAUCCUUCAAUACUAACCCUGUUUUGCUUCAAAACUAUUCUUAAGCAAUUGGGAUGUAUGUAAUUGCACAAGGCUUGACGUGGCCUUGUGUUCAAGAGUUCAUUUAGAUUUCCAGUCAACUCUAAAACUGAUUUUAGCCAUGAAUGAAGAAAGGAUCUUUGAUGCAAGGUAUUGUGUUUCAAUGCAAGUAUUUACAGCAUGUUGAAAUACUUAUUCAGGCAUCAGUGUUAAGUUUCCAAACAUUAAACGUAAAAACAUCAGAAACGGUUUUGUACAAUUGAUUUAAUGAAUUGAACAAUCAAGAAUGUGUGUAUAACUACCAGUGGUAUAAACCAGACAUUACUUUCGCAGUUUCAAAGGAUGACAGGAAAAAAAUAAAACCCAUGUAUCUCAGAAUUACUGCUGUAAACAGUGCCAGCAGAUAUGACUGAAAUCAAAGCAGCAGUGGUGUGGCAAAGGCUGGAAAGGCAGAUCUUAAUAAGAUGCCUUUUGAUGUGACUUCCCAACUCUAAGAAAGUGAGUGGAUCUCAUGGAACCUCUAUUGACUAAGAAUACUAAGUUGGGACUAGGUUGUGUCCUUAAACCAUUGUGGCAGCUAUAGAGGUUGAACUGCAGAGUCAACAGUUCCAGUGUUCAUUGCACCCUAGUAAACUGUUCCAGUGGUGCAACAGUGUGGCCUUGAGAUAAACUCCUAUACUUACUGUACGGCACUUCGGAUACAAUGGUAAAGUUUACAAUAGUGGCAUAUUUAAUAGACUGCUGCAACAAAGCUUACCAUAAGACCUCAGCAAAAAAGAAUAAUCUCAGAAAAGAAACUUUCUAUGCACAAGGACGUAAUUAUUGUAUCCUGAAGGAAUAUGCAGUUACCCAAUCCAUGAAUUAAAAUUUUCUAGAAGGGAAUCUACCACUGACUAGAAUUCAUCUUGAGUUUUAGGUACUGCUUAUUUUACUUGAUCAAGAUGAUACACUAUUUUGGCACAUGAAUAUUUGACACAGCAAUAUCUAUAUGAAAACAAUUCCAGCAUUCUUGGAAGUUUGGUUGGUUUAGGUGGGUUUUUUAAAAAAAAUCAUUUGUCUAUAAUUAUAUUUCAAUGUGUUAAUAAUUGGUUUGUACUUUAUAGCAAUCACCUAAAAUAUUUUUGGUUUUUAGAACUUGGAAAUAAUCUCUUUAUAGCAUAGGGCAACAUCCAGAAAUUUGUAUGUACCUCACUGGUUUGAGGAAGUCAGAAAAUACAACUUCAGUAAAACAACUCAUCAUAAAAACAUUAUAGUUGAUUAUUUUAAUCCCAGUCUAUUUUACAAACUAUGAUUAAUUCCCAAUUCAUACCAGGAAAGUAAAAAGCUAUUGUUUUUCAUUUUGAGUUUUGAAACAAUAGAAGUGAACAGUUAGACGCCUUUUGUGUUGUGAAGAGACAUUUUUGGCACUACUAAAAAUGAUUUAUCAUACAAUGUUUUUUAAUUCAACAGGUUUACAUCAUGGUAACAUCAUAGGUUUGGAAUAAGUCCCAUAAAUGAAUUCAUUGGCAAUUAUUAUGUUAGACAAUUUCUAUUUUUAUUUUUGCAUUAUGUAAUUGCAUUUGUAAGAAUAGUGCUUUUACAAAAAUGCCAUUGCAAUGUUACAAAAUUCUGCCAUUGUUCAUGUGAAUUCAUGCUGUUAGCAACCUCAUUUAGCACUAUUGCAAGAGCUUUCUUGGUUGAGAGCAACAGAGAUUUCUCCUGAAAAGAUAAAGGAACACUCAGCUUUUUGAGGAGAGAAAAAAAUGUUUGGUAAACCAAGAGGAGGGACAUUUCUUUUUUUUCUCUCCUUGAGAAAUUCUGAGUGUAGUGGCUCUUAAAUCCCAACAGUCACAUGAGUGCCUUAAGGUUCCUUUUAGAGUUUCAGUGACAUGUUGAGCUUUUCCUGGCUUUGAAUAUUGGCAGCUUUCAAACAAAAUUCACCCAUGAUAGUGCAUUUUUUCUUUUUUCCCCAUUUUAUUUUCAGUUCUAACAGUCCCAGAGUCCUUUCUGGUAGUUAACAAUGUUCUACCUCUAUCCUUAGGGGAUAGAUUGAUUGAUUGAUUGAUAAACUCAAUCUCUUAAAAUAAGAGAAUGUUGGCUGCUAAGGAGACAGUUUUUAUUUCUUAAACCAGAUCAUAUUUGUAGUGUGCUGUUGGAGCUAAUAAAAUUUUUAAAGAGUAUUCCAUUAAAGUACGGUUGGGUAAAGUUUCUCAAAUGAUCAUCCCUUAUUAAACUACUGAAUUAGAGCAUUAAUGGACCAGUUUUUCCCCUUACAUUCCUUGAAUUAGUUCUCAUUUUUAUGUUGCCUUUUUAAGCAUUCCAUGAAAAAAACAAGAUUGUAUAAAAACCCGAUCACUCUUUUUAUCCAUUUCAGAAUAUAACAAGAGUGAUCCCGUUGAUUUGUUAUAAGGUUGUAGUGUGGAUUGAUUGCACAGUCUUUUUGAAUCUCACUGAUCAAAUGAAUUGAGAGUAGUGUGUUGGUCCUUUUCACUGUACUGCUCCUUAUAUCUUCAAUAGUAAGAUUGUUUUAUGACCAUUCGCAAAUUCUUUAUAAUGCUUAGGAUUGGCAAAUUUAGUGCUUUGCCAACACCAAGCAUUAUAAAACCUUAUAAUUUGGCAAUGCAUAUAAAAUCGAACUGCAUUUGAUCAGUGUUCCUUAUGUGUUUUGGAUUUGGUUUGUAGGGUGCAAUUAAAUGUUUCAGGUUUAGCAUGAUGUAAUUUAAGGUGAUCAUCUCCAAAACAUGCACCAAAACAUUGUUAGUAUCAACUGUAGGUGUUUUUUUUUUGUUUUUUGUUUUGCAAUAUUCUUUCUUGGAUUAGAUAGAUGUAUUAAAAGGGAAAGAAUCAUGCCCAUUGAAAGACUGAACAGCAACAUGCUAAAUUUUAAUGUGAGUGUACUUCUAUUACACUGUUCUUUAAAGUUAAGUGUUUGGAUUUUUUUUUAAAAAAAGAUUUUACUUAGAACCAGUUGAAUGACCACUCUCCUAAAUACUAAUUAAUUGUUUCGUAGAUAGUAUAUUUAUAAUUUAAAUGCUGAAUUCAAUAUAUGUUUUACUAGGUAAAUUACAUAAUUUAGAAUUAGCUUUCUAAAAAGUCAGCCUCCUUUUAGGAUUUAGUAUUUUUGUUCUUAAAUGGAAAUUAAUGCUGUAUGGAUGGUAGAAUUUUAGGAAGUAGAUAGGGAUUAUGACUAUAAAGUAAUCUUCCAUUAAAAGUAACACCUUUCACUUCCAUUCUAAUGAGCUAUACUAAAUCUAGCUUUACUUUUAAGUAUAGAAUUUUGAUAAAACACAAUGAAUGUUCAUACUUCUUUGAUACUUCCCCUUCUGCCUCCCCCACCCCAUCCUUGUCAUAUGCAUGUUACACAGUAGCCUCAACUUAUUUAUGCCUGUUGUAAAUUAAAAGUGACUAAGCUUUUGCAUUGCAAACCUUCUGUUUUGGGGAAACAGAUCCUUCCUCAGUUCAGAAGUGACCUCCUUUUAAGUAUGUUGUAGAAUGCAUUGCAGCACAAUAUGUGUUCUUACUCGAAAUAAUAUACUUUAUAUUCUAAAUGGUUAAUCGGAAAUCAGUAGGAAAGCUUGCAAGCAAGCAUUCUUCUUGGUAAACACCUUACUAAUUAUGUUAUGUUAACACCUUACGUUAAUUUUCCUUAAAAAUUAAUACUUUGGGACAUGUUUGAGAUGCAGGAAGUAUCCCUCUUGGUCAGUUGUUGGUCACAUGAUUGACAUGCAUUAAUUGAUCUAUUUCCAAAGGUUUUGCCAAAUAUUUGAACACAAGCCUUAUUUCUACAAGUGGUGAUGAUUCACAUCUCUUACCACCUUUGCUGUGUAUUUUGUGCAUAGGGGACAAGUGGAGAGGAAUCUAGAAAGCUGCCUUUAUUAAUUCAAAAUGUUCUCCAUCUUAUUCAGUAUUACCAACAUGGACUGGCAACAUUCCUUGUUGUGUCAGGCAGGUGUCCUUAUCAGUUUUACUGGAGAUUCCAGGGAAUCAACCUGGGACAUUGGGGUAUUGUAUAAAGCAGCUCCUCUACUCUUCAGCCACAGCCUCUGGGUUACUUGAAAAUAAAUUAUAAAAGGAGUGCCUCAAUUACUUAACCACAACUAGAACUUCUCAUGAAACAUAAGGCUGAGAACAUCAUAGCUUUGUGCGCCCAUGCUAUGGGAAAGUUAGAUCAGCUUGGCUCUACAGUAUUUUUAUCCUUGGUAUGAUGGAGGCCAAUUUGAUACAGGACAGAACUAGUGCUGCCUUAGCUAAAUAGGAAAGCAACAAUCUAGAACUCUAUUACUCAGUCGUACUCUUUGAAUUGUACUGGACUACAUUAUGACAAAGCAGAAUUCAGUUUUGGGUUGUGCAACAUGUGCCCAAGCAGCUGCUUAUACAGUAACACCUGGAACUUCUUUUAAUAGGAGUUUAGGAGAAUGAGAAAGAGAGAUACAAAGCUGUGGAAAGGAAUUCUGGUUAGUUUAAAGCAGCUUUUCGCCUUCCAGAUGGGUUAGACUGCGGCUCCCCUUAUUUCCAAAGUUUGAACUCUGGGUUAUAAACAAAGAGUAUUAAAAAUACCCUGGCAAGCCCCAAUUCAGACAAUUUAGCCAGAGGAAAGGAGUGUGUGUUUGUGUGUGUAAGCACAUGAGUCCUGUUCCUUGUUUGUACUAAAUCACAUUCAACUGUUAAAACAGAAAACUUGCAGCAGUACUGGAAUUGAUCCUUGGAGUUACUUUUAUGUACUAAACAGUUAAGGGUCCUAAAUAAUGAAAUAACGGUUACCUGAAGUAUUAGCCAAUAACUAGGGGAAAAAAACACUGUAAACAGCAGUCUCUUCUAUUCUCUCUCCUUGCUUUUUCUGCUUUCUUUCUACUUUCUGAGGGAAAUGUGUAGCAAGAUAUAGGCAGCACAGCAGGAAGGAUUAGGCCCUGGAGCUUCCUGAAGGGAGUGCAAAAACAUAUGCAUACCUCCUUAUGACUUUAGCAUUUCCCUUUGGACAGGAGAAAGUUCCCUGCAGAAGGGCAGUUCUUUAUUUGGCUACCCUAAAUUCUGCCUUGGAUUUCUUUCUCCACAAGUGACCCAAAGAGAAGUGGGUACAUUCAAGGAGGCAGCUACACUGGUAGAUGCUGCUGCUGCUCUACUACUCUUUCUUAAUAACUCAUCUGCCGAUUCAUCCUAGUCUUUGGCAUUUUAGAAAGAAGGAGGGAAGGAAGGGAAAAACAAUAUCAAGUUGUGAAAAUGAACUACUUGGGCCUAGUCACCAUUACCACCAGGCCACUGAGCGAAUGAGAUGAUGUAGCUGCUUCUCUGAUACUCUCUUUUGCUUAGUGUAUUUUGCGCCCUCUCUUUGUUAAGAUGUCCUGAAGGUAGGUAGAAAUAUGACAUAAGCAUGCUUUAUCAAAUGCUUGUUAAAAGUCAAAUGUAGAUAAGACCCUUAGUAGCCCUAGAUGAGCGGCAUGGAAAGAAACUAAAACAAUCACAAGUGAGUCUAACAUAAAACUAUUUCUCAUCGUCUUAUUUCAAGCUCUGUAUCUUGUAGUGAGGAAUUUGUCAUAAAACGCUGUAAUUAGCAUAUGUAUGAUAAAACACACAAUUUUAUUUCCAGAGUUACAAAAAAGAAUUGUUCUUGGGUUCAUCAAUCAUUGUAGUUCAGGUGUGUUUGCGUAAAGACCAUGAUUUAACCAACAUAUCCCAUGUUAAUUGAAUCCAUUGCUGUGUUCCCUACCAAUUUUUAUUAUGAAAACAAUUUUUAAACUUCGUGUUGUAUUUUGGUUAAACCUAUCAUUCCUAAAACUUACUAAAAUUGCAGACAGAGAUUUUUUGGAAUCAGAAUGAAUUUAACUUUUUAUUUUAAGCAGUGAAAAGAAAUGCAUUUUAAGCAAUAGUUAACAUGCUGCAGUUAGUGAUAAUUACUAAGUGUUUUUUAAAUGAAAGUUUUAUAGAUGGCCUAGUUUCAAUAUUCAAGACACUUUAAUAUCCAUGUUAUUUGGAAAUAGAGAAGAUAGUCUUCAUAUUUCCCAGCAAAGUUGGCAUUUUAACUUUUUUUUAAAAAGGAAAAAAAUCCAAGUGUCUCAAAUUGUACCUAGAAACUCCAUGACAAGCUCUUAUUUCCAAAAUGUAUGUAUAAUAUACUGUGAGAAUCAUUUCCCAUAUAUUGCCUUAUUUUGUUGCAGUAAACUUACUGUCUAGGCUUUUAGGAUUCUGACAAUGGUGUAAAAAUGUAUGUUUUGCAAAUUUAAAUCAUACUUACUAAAUUAUUUAACAUAUCUUUUGUAAAGUGUUUAAUUUAUUUUUAAUGUCAAGGCUUUUCUGUAUUGUUUUCAUGCAACCAAAUAAUGGAAACCUAUGCUGCAUUCAUUCCCAUCAAAAUUGUAUAAAAAUUCCUGACAGCUUGCAUGAGUAAAUGUGAAAUCUAAUUUUGUUGUUCAAUUAUGGGCUUUUGUGUGUUUUCCCAGCUUUAGUGUUCUGUAGACAGAAUUUUAUUUUUUUUCUAAAUAAAGUUGAAUGGACUCUA
Messenger RNA from Notechis scutatus (mainland tiger snake), 8439 nucleotides. Its product is annotated as pantothenate kinase 3. Gene Ontology annotation, cellular component: cytosol; nucleus. Gene Ontology annotation, molecular function: pantothenate kinase activity; ATP binding. NCBI's taxonomy places the organism in Eukaryota, Metazoa, Chordata, Lepidosauria, Squamata, Elapidae. The record is from RefSeq and is a predicted model, not a curated record. Gene Ontology annotation, biological process: coenzyme A biosynthetic process.